AUGAAAAUAGAACAUAUCAGACCUCAUGCCUAUAUGGAUAUAGUCAUUAAUGAUACCAAAUUAGGUAGAAUAGUGUUUGAAUUAUAUGAUGAUCUUGCACCCAAAUCCACCGAGAAUUUUCUCAACUUAUGCAACACAACAUCCGACAACCCUUCUUACAAGGACAAUAUCUUUCAUCGUGUUAUAAAAAACUUUGUAAUUCAAGCAGGCGAUAUUGAAAAUGGUCACAACCAAUCAAUUAAUCAAAAUCUGAUCGGAAAAGGCAACAUAUCUACCAUUGGUCCAAUACCAGGGGAAAACUUAUCCGAGCCAUUAGAUGAACCAUUUAAAUUAUGUAUGGCAAAUGUCGACGGAGAUGUCAAUACAAAUGGAUCGCAAUUCUUCAUAACCACAUAUCCACAACCCCAUCUAACCGGCAAACAUUCCGUAUUUGGUCGAGUCAUACAUGGGAAAUCCGUGGUACGUGAAAUUGAACAAAUGAAAACCAAUAAAGAAUACAUGCCUUUGGAUAAGGUUAUAAUUGCCGAUUGUGGGGAAUGGAAAGAAGGAAUGGAGAUCCCGAUCUUUAAUGCCAGUUAUGAUACCCGUGGUGGAGAUAUAUAUGAGGAAUAUCCCGAUGAUGAUGGACAUAUUGAUAAGGAAUCAUCCGAAUCGGUUUAUUUAGCAUCUGAACGGAUUAAAGAAAGUGGAACUUUGUUGUUCAAAGCUGGUGAAAAACAACAAGCGUUUUUGAAAUAUAGGAAAUGUCUUAGAUACGUUAUGGAAUAUAUCCCCGAUGAAGAUCAAGAACCAGAAUGGUUUAAAAAGUAUUUGGAAUUGAAGAAGAAAAUAUAUUUGAAUCUUAGUUUGGUUUGUUUACAAUUGAAAGAUUAUCCCAAAGCAAUAAAUUAUUGUACUUAUUUGUUGGAUAUGACAAAUAUUUCUGAUCCAGAAAGGGCAAAAGCAUAUUUCCGAAGGGGUUCAUCCUAUAUCGACACAAGAAAAUAUAAACAAGCAAUCGAUGAUCUUCAACAUGCAAACAACUUGAUACCCGAAGAUAAAUUGAUUAUCCAAGCAAAGGAUAAAGCUGAAAAGUUAUUGGAACAACAAAAGGCUCAAGAAAGAGCCAAAUAUUCUAAAUUUUUCGGUUAA
Molecule: messenger RNA, 1131 nt
Organism: Hemisphaericaspora subhashii
Lineage: Eukaryota; Fungi; Ascomycota; Pichiomycetes; Serinales; Debaryomycetaceae
Product: peptidylprolyl isomerase
Exons: 1
Coding region: 1-1131 (376 amino acids)
Biological process (GO): protein folding; protein peptidyl-prolyl isomerization
Cellular component (GO): intracellular membrane-bounded organelle
Molecular function (GO): peptidyl-prolyl cis-trans isomerase activity; protein binding
Source: RefSeq, a predicted model, not a curated record